GGACAUAACCGUCCAACAGAAGGCCGCCGGGCUGUUGGUAAUUCUUUAGCUUUGAAUUUCGACAUCUCAGAUGAAAGAAUUCGAUCUUUCGCACUGUUAAUGGCGUUAUUAGUCAGUCAUUCGAUUUCAUAUGUUAAUUCAACAUCAUUCUUAUCGCAACUUGUUCUAGGCCGAGGGCAGCCGAAUAUAUUAAACGAAGCUAAGAAGCCAAUAUUUGAAAUGAUGCAAGGAGAUACUUCAGACAAAAUCGGUGGUAUCUUAGCAAUAGGUGUCGAUCCACUCAUGAUAUUAGCAGCAAAGGCAUUAGGUAAGAUCUGGUCAUUAGCAAUCAAAAAAUACCAAAUAUUGACUGGUGGCCCUGUGACUGCAGUGUUCGUACAGAGUGAAGCAAACAUUGCUUUAGAAUACCUACAAG
Messenger RNA from Paraglomus brasilianum, 415 nucleotides. NCBI's taxonomy places the organism in Eukaryota, Fungi, Glomeromycota, Glomeromycetes, Paraglomerales, Paraglomeraceae. The record is from the annotation of a GenBank genome assembly.